AUGACGUCUACUCAUAAUCCAAGUAUUCUACUGAAAAGAAUUCUAAAUCUUGUAGAACCAACUCCAUUACUUUUAAUAAAAGAUAAUAUUAAUCAUAAUGGUCAAACUAUUUUAAAUGAAAUUCUAAUAUCCAUAGCAUCUUCUCAUGAAGUGAUAUUCGUUUCAUUUGAGACGUUGAACAAGCCUAAAUUUGCUGAUAAGUUUAUUUGUAUGGAUAAUUUUAAUCAGAUAAAUAGGCUACCAGAAUUAGUUAAGACACACACCACAUCAGCUAAAAAAACUGUGAUUAUUAUUGAUUCAUUAAACUACAUAUCUUCUAAUGACAUUACUGGGAUAAUUGCUGAACUGAGUAGAUCUGGUAAUAUUAUUGGUAUCUAUCAUGAGGAUAUACCGGAAAAAUACAAUGAUGAUAAUGAAUAUUAUCCAAGCAUAAAUGGUUUAUUAGAUUUCAUGAGUAACAUUAUAAUUGAAAUGGAAUUACCCGAUGAGGAAGAAAUUUUAGAGAACAAUUAUAAAUUUAACAUUAAUAAAAAUAUGAAUCAAUUUAAUGAAAAUAAAAUAAAAUUAACUUACCGCAGAAAGUCUGGCCGUAGUCUAGAAUAUAAUUUCCAUAUUAAUUAUUUGAAACAUGAUUAUACUUUUAUAUCCGAGGAUCAACAGGAUACUAAUACAGUUGAAACUCCGGAAAUGCUACAGGGGUUAACUACCUUUAAUCUAUCUACAAGUGAUAAACAAAAGAAAGCUAAAGAACAGGUUGAUUUGCCUUUCUUAGAAGCUCAACAAUUCACAACAGGUGGUGCUAUUGUUUAUGAGUUUGAAAAAGAUGAUGAUUAUGAUGAAGAAGAUCCAUUUGAAGAUCCUUUUUGA
This is a messenger RNA of Henningerozyma blattae CBS 6284, 867 nucleotides long. It is a transcript of the gene IKI1, whose product is annotated as Elongator subunit IKI1. Gene Ontology annotation, cellular component: cytosol; nucleus; elongator holoenzyme complex. The coding region runs from base 1 to 867 and encodes 288 amino acids. NCBI's taxonomy places the organism in Eukaryota, Fungi, Ascomycota, Saccharomycetes, Saccharomycetales, Saccharomycetaceae. Gene Ontology annotation, biological process: tRNA wobble uridine modification. Gene Ontology annotation, molecular function: tRNA binding. The transcript has a single exon. The record is from RefSeq and is a predicted model, not a curated record.